Messenger RNA from Striga asiatica, 357 nucleotides. The record is from the annotation of a GenBank genome assembly. NCBI's taxonomy places the organism in Eukaryota, Viridiplantae, Streptophyta, Magnoliopsida, Lamiales, Orobanchaceae.
AUGAAGGGCGACAAAUUUCUUCCAAUUACUCUUCAUCUCAAUCUUUUCCUGUUACUCUUCAAUUUUCCUGGUGAUGUCGUGACCGCCCUAUCCGACCUGGCGUCCCAAACCUUCGAUCCGAGCGGCCGGGCAAAGGCAAAGGCAAAGGCACGAGCAGAGGAACACGUCAGAUGGCGGCCCGGACGAGGCAUAGCGUGGGCCCCAUUUCGGGUCCCCUUCAUCCGUCUAGAGGAACUCGUCCGACUCCAGGAGGAUAGAAGAGAUUGCGGUGGCUUGGGGAACAGGCUGGGACCAAAUGGUUUGGGCUGGGUCGAUUCACAGGUUGCAGUUCCGGGCGCCGAGGGGCCGGGCCCGUGA